This is a messenger RNA of Humulus lupulus (European hop), 390 nucleotides long. RefSeq lists its product as uncharacterized. Lineage: Eukaryota; Viridiplantae; Streptophyta; Magnoliopsida; Rosales; Cannabaceae. Gene Ontology annotation, molecular function: ice binding. Bases 1 to 390 code for a protein of 129 amino acids. The record is from RefSeq and is a predicted model, not a curated record. The transcript has 3 exons.
AUGGAUGGCGGUGGGGGAGACUCUAAUAUAAUUAGUCUGCGGGGUUCACGAGGUUUAGGUUCUUCAUCCGAGUUGGGAUCAUACUCAACCUAUCUAAUGCCUGGGGUAAGGAUUUGGCCUUCUAAGGUAUUGACUACUACUACUACUGCUGCUGCUGCUGCCGCUGCUGCCGCCGCUGCUGCUGCCGCCGCCGUUGCCGCCGCCGCUUCCGCCGCUUCUGCCGCUGCCGCCACCGAUGCCGCCGCCGCUUCCGCCGCUGCCGCCACCGAUGCCGCCGCCGCUGCCGCUGCCGCCGCCACUGCCGUGGUCAACGCAUUGUUGCAACGUUACAUCCCAAUCUGGAUCUACAGGAUGUCUACUAACGACUUGCCUUGGAUUGAAUUGGUGUAA